This is a messenger RNA of Anopheles arabiensis, 2029 nucleotides long. RefSeq names its product corticotropin-releasing factor-binding protein. Gene Ontology annotation, biological process: hormone-mediated signaling pathway; negative regulation of corticotropin-releasing hormone receptor activity; negative regulation of corticotropin secretion. The coding region runs from base 540 to 1592 and encodes 350 amino acids. Gene Ontology annotation, molecular function: corticotropin-releasing hormone binding. NCBI's taxonomy places the organism in Eukaryota, Metazoa, Arthropoda, Insecta, Diptera, Culicidae. The transcript has 6 exons. The record is from RefSeq and is a predicted model, not a curated record.
AUCCGCAGAAACCGUUCGACCGGAUGCUGCCAGCCAUCGUGCCAGCGUGCAGUGAAAAAUCGUCGCCAGUCGCCAGUUCGCCAGCGUCCGUUGGCUGGUGCGAGCGUGUCCUACCUGCCGAGCCUCAGCAAUCAACUUCGAUCAAUCCAGACUGUCGAGCGGCAACAGCGUGGAUCGCAGCUUCGCGAUCCUGCAUCUGAGCACGCUCCCGCUGCCAGUUUGCGCGCAUUUAUUUCGUGUGUGGAUGUGUGUGUGUGUGUAUGGAUGUGUGAAAGUGCAUGUGAGCUAGAAAAAUAAAAAUAAAUGCAACCGUUUGUAAAGGGCAAUGUUGGGUGAAAUCGGUAUCGAUAAAACAGCAGUUCUGUGAGCAGUUACAUACAUCAUUGUGAGUUAGUGGUUUUGUUUGUGGUGGUGAAUUUAAAUCAGUUUUAUCCCUGUCUAAUGUAGACGCGGAAGAAAACAAACCUAUCAGCCCGCGCCCCACACGACCGACUACCAUCAGCAAAACAACGCGCAGAGAGGGACGAGCCACGUGCGGGAUGGCGAUGCGGGGUGUUAUGAUGUUGUUUUUUCAGGUGCUGAUCCUCUGCUUCCAGGCGAAGGCUUGGCACGCAGUUAGACGAUCGUUUGAGCUGGAGCACACGACAGCACCGCAGGAAAAGCUACAUCUCAUCACGGACUGUAUGCACGUCACGUCGGAGGAGGGCGAGUUUUCGUUCGUCAAGCUGCCACCGGUAAGAUCGACGUCCAAGCACGGCGCCCACUGGAUGACGCCGGGCGUCGAGUCCGCGGAACGUGCCGACCCGGAUGACCCUACGCUGGGCGCGGCGACCGUGUGCGGGGUGUACUUUGUGGCCGAUCCCGACCAAACCAUCGAGGUGACGAUGAGGCAGGUGAACGUGGACUGCCGCACCGGCGGGCUGAUGGCGUUCGUCGACGGCUGGGAGCUGAACGGGCAAUACUUCCCGGGCGAGCGCGACCACGAGAAGCCGCUGGAGCUGCGGGUGCAGGAGUUCUGUGCCGAGCAGGGAGCGUCGGCCGGGGGCGGACCGUGGCCGCCCAAAACGGUCGGUGCCGCCUCGAACGCUUGGGUGUUUCGCUCGAGCCAGAAUGCGGCCCUGGUACAGUACCGCAUACCCGAGCGUGGUUCGUUCGUCCUGUCCGCCCGAUUCCAUCACAAUCCAAAGCCAUGCAACAUCAUGGCGGAGGGUUUGGCACCGUACUACAUGUUGCGUAACUAUGGCCUGCGUCGGAACUGCACGCUGACUGCUCUGUUCCCGGCCGUUGUAUCCGUCGUCGCCGUGGAGGUGGGAGAAAUCAAUGAGAGUGUCCGUUACUGCGAACGCGUCAGAAUGGAUGAUAGGCUCGAGGUCGGUGGCUCGGUUGGACUGGACCCGUCCUACCAGCUGGUACGCGCGAGCACCAUCUGUGGCCGGAGCCGCGGUCGCGUGGACCUGGACCAGACCAUCCUGUGCGGUACGACCUCGGUGCGGCUGAUCUCUAGCGGGCGGUACAGCAACCAGGCCAUGGUGACGAUGCGCAUGGCCGACGAAUCGGACCUCCAGCUGGCGACGGUGAUCUGCGAGAUGUAAAAUGGGAACAGCACAUGCACACAUACACACACACACACCCAACCACACGUACAAGGUUACACAUUCGCAAAUUCCCUUUUACAAUCUGCAAACGGAGAUAACUGGCAAACAGGGUUUUGGACAACAGGAAUAAAGAUACAGCGAAACUGGAGAGAACAGAUGCAAAUGCGCCGUGAACCAAAAAAAAAACAGAAACUCGUCCACGCACACCAACCAUUAAGGCACAGUUUUAAAAUGUCGCUAGAACUCCCAAUUUUGAAAAAAAAACGCAUAUAAACACAAAGAGCGUAUACAAUGUCCGAGAUAAACAAACAAAAAAGAAAACAGAAAAGAACGAAACAAGGUAUCAACAAAACAGUAGAAUGAAAUGUGCACUGCGCGCACGCUAAGGUAAAAACAAAACAAAAAAAAAAUAAUGCAAAUGCAAAGAAAAUGUA